Molecule: messenger RNA, 588 nt
Organism: Somion occarium
Lineage: Eukaryota; Fungi; Basidiomycota; Agaricomycetes; Polyporales; Cerrenaceae
Source: the annotation of a GenBank genome assembly
GCGAGCCUCAAUAGAGUGGCGAAUGCGAAACGAUACUUCUUGAUCUCAGAUCGAUCCUAAACUUCAUCCACCAUGUCCGAGGCAUCCUCCAAACCUAGCUACGUCUACAAACUGAUCCCAUCCUCCGCUGUUCCCCCCGAUCCUUUACCAGAGAGACUUCCAGUUAGCGAGCUUGACCAAACCUCAGGUUUCAUCCACCUAUCCACAGCCAAACAAAUCCCUGGAACGCUCAAGUACUUCUUUCGAGAGGACUCUCGCGUUUAUGUGCUGCGGAUACCUUAUGACGCCAUUGACAAGGAUAUGAAGUGGGAAGAUCCAAAGGCGGAAGUGUGUGGACCAAGGGGAGGAGAGGGGUUGUUUCCUCACUUGUAUAACGGUUUGAAGUUGGGUAAAGAUGAAGUUGAUAGUGUGCAAGUUUGGGAAACCGGCAAGGACGGCGGGUGGGAUGAUGCGCUGAACAAGGCUGAGAGUUGGCUUGUGUACUAACCAGCGCCGGAAAGAAAUGUUGGUAGUAGCAUAAAAUGUAAAGUAUAUGGUAUCAGAACCGGACAAAGUACCCAAAAACAGAUAUAGGUAUCCAGAAUGUCC